This is a messenger RNA of Capsella rubella, 1176 nucleotides long. RefSeq names its product transcription repressor OFP18. The record is from RefSeq and is a predicted model, not a curated record. Bases 162 to 1007 code for a protein of 281 amino acids. The transcript has a single exon. NCBI's taxonomy places the organism in Eukaryota, Viridiplantae, Streptophyta, Magnoliopsida, Brassicales, Brassicaceae. Gene Ontology annotation, biological process: negative regulation of DNA-templated transcription.
CUCUCUUUUUCAAAAGCCUUAAAAUCUUUCUUCCCACUCUCACUUCUCAACAUUAUUAACUUCACUAAACUUCCUAUAAUUUUCAGUCCAACCCCAAAAGAAAAAGAGAAAAUUACAUUCUCAAGAACACAAAACAAGAAAAGGAAAAAAAAAAAAUCAAAAUGGUCAGGAAAAUGAAACUCCCAUUCCUAAACAAGAACAACACUAGUUCAACUUCUUCAUUCUCUUCAAGUUCAUCUUCUUCUUCUUCUUCAUGGCCAUGGCCAUCUUGUCAUCAACAAAGCCCUAAAACGAAAUCUUCGAGAGCUUCCGUCAUCGUUAACAAACCUAAACAUGUGGACGAACCCGAGCCACCACCGAGAAGCUUCUCCUCCUCAUCGUCCUACUCGUCCUUCUCCUCCACCAGUCACGUCAUGGGACAUCCGCCGGAGAUAGAGACUAUAGAGAAUGUGAUUAAAGGGCUAAAAUCAUCGAAAAGACUCAUCUUCGAUCAGAGAGGAACAUCGAACUCUAUACUUGAAGACACUACCAAGAGAGAAGAUCAUGAAGACGAAGAAGGCUUCAUGCUCUUGUCCUUGGAAUCAAACGAUCCUUAUUCUGAUUUCAAGAACUCAAUGGAAAAGAUGGUUGAAGCAAACGCGCUUCAUCAGGAUUGGAAAAGCCUCGAGAAGCUUCUCUUUUGGUUCUUGAAAGUGAACGCCAAGACCAGCCAUAAAUACAUCUUCACCGCCUUCGUCGAUUUGGUCUUAAACUUUGCAGUAGGAGGACCUUCUAAAGAUGUCACUGGAGGAGAACCUAGUUCCGACGUCGUUAUCGAGGAUUCUCUUUCAUCGUCGUGGCCAAUCUCGUUGUACACGUCGUACUCGUCCUCCGAUGAGACCUCGUCGACGCCCGUACGGAUAUUGACGGAGACUUCGAUAGGCGAGGAGAGUAGGUGUGUUUGUAGUCUAUCGUCGUUGUUUGAGUUAGAUGAGAAGAUGAAUGCAAAUGGUUAUGUAUCUUCUUAAUAAUUCCUACAUUUGAUAACCUAUGCGAUAAUGGAUUGAUUACUCUCACUUCUUCCUUUUUUCUUUCUUUCGGAUUUGAUGUUAUGGAAGUAACCAUGAUUACACGUGUACAUCUUUGUAGCACGUGCCACAUGCAUCUUUUUUUAUUUUAUUUUAUGCAGAUGAUUAA